Lolium rigidum is the source of this 1799-nucleotide messenger RNA. RefSeq lists its product as uncharacterized. Gene Ontology annotation, molecular function: DNA binding. The coding region runs from base 39 to 1799 and encodes 586 amino acids. The record is from RefSeq and is a predicted model, not a curated record. NCBI's taxonomy places the organism in Eukaryota, Viridiplantae, Streptophyta, Magnoliopsida, Poales, Poaceae. The transcript is spliced from 2 exons.
GCCACCACCAAGGGCGCUCCGCUCCACCUCCGCCUGAGAUGGCUGAUACUGUUGAGCCGUAUGAUCCAAAGAAGGAUCCAAAGAGGAGAGCCAAGUCAAAGGAUCCAGGUUGGAAAUACGCGUACUGGCCAACCGAGGACAAACAAAUUGUCGAGUGUCUCCUUUGCGGGAAGAUUGUGUCUUCUGGUAUCAAGAGGCUGAAGCAGCAUCUCUUAGGAGGCUUUGGAGAUGUGCUUGUAUGCGAGAAAACCACCACUGCAAUCAUGAAGGAGAUGCAAGAAUGGAUGGAUAAGAAGCGGCGAAAGAUGCCACUCGGGAUAGAUGAAAGUGAAGAGCAAGAAGGUGGUGAUCAAGAUGAUGAAGUGCAAGAAGUUGUGGCAGUGGGACAGCAAGCAAGCCAAGCAUCAUGUACUGGUCCUCCUCCUCCUGUAGCAAGUUCUGGGACAGCCUCCAAGAAAAGGGCUGCAGCUGCAUUCUUCAAGCCAGCGCCAACCAAGCAACUAAAAAUUGCUCCAUUGUUGUUGAAGUCUCCGGAAGAACUAGUGCGGCUGAGGCAUGCCCCGGGUGCUAAGCAAUUGAGCUUGUAUAGAUCUGGUAAGAGUGAUGCAGAGAGGAAUGUGGCUGUCAAGUACAUUUGCAAGUUCUUGUAUGACAAUGCCAUUGCAUUCAAUGUGGUGAACUCAAGGAGCUUUGAGGAGAUGGUUGAAGCAAUUGGGCAGUAUGGACAUGGACUGAAACCACCUAGCUAUCACGAGGCAAGUGACAAGUACAUCAAAGAAGCUGUCAAUGAUUUAUCCGACAUGAGGAAGAAGCAUGAACUUGCUUGGAAAACCUAUGGAUGCACACUUAUGUCGGAUGCAUGGUCGGAUAGGAAGCAAAGACACUUGGUCAACUUUCUUGUCAAUAGCCCGGAAGGGACAUUCUUCUUGGGUUCUGUUAAUGCAUCUAGUGAGACACAUGAUGCUGCUUACUUGGCAGGCUUACUUGGGCAGAAAAUGGAGGAGAUAGGUGUGGAUAAUGUUGUUCAAAUCUGCACGGACAAUGGUUCCAAUUACAAGGCUGCAGGAAGGUUGUUAAUGGAGAAGUAUCCUAAGCUAUAUUGGACCCCUUGUGCUGCACAUUGUUUGGACCUGAUGCUUGAGGACAUUGCAAAGAUAGAUAGAUUUAAGGAUUGGAUUGUGAAAGCAAAGCGUGUCACAACCUUUGUUUAUAGGCAUUUGAAGCUUCUUGACAAGAUGAGAGAAUACACAGGUGGGAAUGAGUUGGUGAGGCCAGCAGCUACUAGGUUUGCCACCACUUUCUACACCCUGCAAAGCAUGCACAAAAAUAAAGAAGCUUUGAGGAAACUAUUUGUUAGUGACUUCUGGACAAAGAACAAGUUAGCAAAAACUGAAACAGGGAAGCAUGUGUAUGAGGUUGUGAUGUCAAUGACAUUCUGGAAUGUUGUGGAAGAUUGCAUAAGAGCAUCACACCCUGUCCUAAUUGUGUUGAGGCUAGUUGAUGGCGAUGAGAAUCCAGCAAUGCCCCAGCUUACAGCAGCCAUGGAAAUGUGCAAGAAUAAACUCAAUGAAAGCUUCUCAAGAAAGCCACCAUUGCUGCAGAAGUUAAUGCAGAUUUUUAGGAAACGUUGGGAUGAUCAAAUGAUGCAAAAGUUACAUGGGGCAGCUUUGUUUUUGAACCCUGGCCGGUUCUUUGACAUAAUGGAAAAUGAUCCAGACUAUGCACAAACCUUGAGGAUGACAUUUAAUCAGGUGGUGACAAAAAUGAUGUUCCUCAGACAGACAUAUUGCUAUCCAUGA